Messenger RNA from Cyprinodon variegatus (sheepshead minnow), 2107 nucleotides. RefSeq names its product acyl-CoA synthetase family member 2, mitochondrial-like. Gene Ontology annotation, molecular function: medium-chain fatty acid-CoA ligase activity. Gene Ontology annotation, biological process: fatty acid metabolic process. NCBI's taxonomy places the organism in Eukaryota, Metazoa, Chordata, Actinopteri, Cyprinodontiformes, Cyprinodontidae. The record is from RefSeq and is a predicted model, not a curated record. Bases 42 to 1862 code for a protein of 606 amino acids. The transcript has 16 exons.
CUGCUGCAUUUACAUCCAGCUGACUGUGAGAGCCAGGUGAAAUGUCUGCACGGAUUUCCUCCUCACUGCUCAGGGUUUGCCCUUACAGUUUCAGAUGCUUAGAUGUCUUAAAAAGCUGCAGGGCAUGGAAACCAGGAGGGGACGUUUUUAUUCGGUCUCUCCAUGUAGACAGUCCUCCUCAAAAACCAUCCCUGACCACCAGCUACGUCCAUGGCACCUCUUCCUAUUCACUGCUUCCCUUGACUGUAAGCCAGAGCCUAGAGGCAACAGCGGAACGCUUUCCUGAUCGUGAAGCUGUGGUCUUUCUACAGGAUGGCAUCAGGAAAACCUUUGCUGAAUUUCAAAAAGAUGUGGAGACGGCUGCUGCGGGCUUGCUUGCACUGGGCUUGGAGAAAGGCGAUCGACUUGGGGUUUGGGGUCCAAACAUAUAUGAAUGGAUCCUUUUCCAGUUUGCUUCAGCUAAGGCUGGAAUUAUCUUGGUGUCACUGAAUCCAGCCUAUCAGGUGGACGAAGUGGAGUUUACACUGCAAAAGGUCCAGUGCAAAGCAGUGCUGUGUCCAACCAGCUUUAAAAGUCAGAACUUCUGUGAGAUGCUGCGAAAGAUUUGCCCAGGAAUCGAUUCUAUGCCACCUGGAAUGAUCAAAACCUCCAGGGUGCCAGAGUUGCGUAUGGUCAUUGUGACCGACAGCAGACAGCCGGGGAUGUUUCAUGUGGAGGAUGUGAUGCAAGCAGGGGAGAGUCAGCACUACAAGCAGCUGAUGGACCUGCAGAGCAAGCUGUCCCCUGAUGAUGCCAUCAACAUCCAGUUCACCUCAGGUACCACUGGGAAACCAAAGGGAACCACUCUUUCCCACCACAACAUAGUCAAUAAUGGAUAUUUCAUUGGUCUGCGUAUGGGCUAUCACAGCAGACCUCAGGUUCGAGCGUGUCUUCCUGUGCCUUUGUACCAUUGCUUCGGCUCUGUGAUUGGUGGGAUGGCCAUGGCACUUCAUGGCAUCACCCUUGUGUUCCCUUCUACAGCUUACAACAGUUCUGCCAAUUUAGAGGCUAUCCAAAAAGAAAAGUGCAAUUUUGUCUAUGGCACUCCAACUAUGUACGCUGACUUGCUUGGUCAGGAUUUACACAAGUAUAACUUGUCAUCGAUUGAAGCCGGGCUCAUAGGAGGUUCUCCAUGCCCUCCUGAGAUCCUGAGGAAGCUAAUAACACAAAUGAACAUGAAAGAGAUAACGGUCGUGUAUGGAACCACUGAAAACAGCCCUCUUACCUUCCUUGGAUUUCCAGAAGACAACGAUGACCUGAAGAUGAACACAGUGGGGUGCAUCAUGGCUCACACUGAGGCAAAAAUAGUGGACCCCAACACAGGCCAGAUGGUCCCGCUCGGUGCUUCAGGAGAGCUCAUGAUCAGAGGGUACUGUGUGAUGCUGGGGUACUGGGAUGAACCUCUGAAAACCAGAGAGGUUAUAUCUGAGGAUCGCUGGUAUAGAACUGGUGACACGGCCAGCCUCAACAGUCUGGGAUACUGCCGCAUCGAGGGACGCAUUAAGGACAUGAUCAUCCGCGGAGGGGAAAACAUUUACCCUGCUGAGAUUGAGCAAUUUCUCCACAAGCAUCCAAAAGUUCUGGAGGUGCAGGUUGUGGGGGUAAAAGAUGAGAGGCUGGGUGAGCAGGUGUGUGCCUGCAUAAGGCUCAGGCCGGAUCAAACCGCAACUGCAGAGGAGAUAAAAAACUUCUGCAAAGGCAAAAUGUCCCACUUUAAGAUUCCACAUUAUGUGAUCUUUGUAGACAGCUACCCUCUAACUGUCUCUGGGAAGAUCAAGAAGAACGUAUUAAGGGAGGAAAUGGAGAAGAAAUUAGGUCUUUGAUUUUCUAUUUCAAGGUCUUACAGGACGCAAUUUUAGAGUAUUAAGUAAAACCUGUAAUGAAACUAGGUAUCUGAAUAAUUUAUGCCUUAUUUUGUUAAGUGAUGUUUGUACUUUGAUGCUGCCUGCUGUUAUUGACCUGAGGAACAAUGUUUAGUUUAACAAGCAAUGGCAGCUAAAUAAUUCAGUUUUCAUUUUAAUUGUUCCAAAGGAUUUUUAAACGUAACGACUGUAAAACCUUCAAUAAA